AUGGUGUCAGACAUGCAUCAGGGCAACCGAGAGCACGGAGAACUCGUGCUCUUCACAUGCCAGCGAUACGAGUUGUCAUGGUUGUUUGGAUAG
Molecule: messenger RNA, 93 nt
Organism: Phytophthora nicotianae INRA-310
Lineage: Eukaryota; Oomycota; Peronosporomycetes; Peronosporales; Peronosporaceae
Exons: 1
Coding region: 1-93 (30 amino acids)
Source: RefSeq, a predicted model, not a curated record